This is a messenger RNA of Dichotomopilus funicola, 1281 nucleotides long. RefSeq names its product mitochondrial metalloendopeptidase OMA1. The transcript has 4 exons. Gene Ontology annotation, biological process: protein quality control for misfolded or incompletely synthesized proteins; mitochondrial protein processing. NCBI's taxonomy places the organism in Eukaryota, Fungi, Ascomycota, Sordariomycetes, Sordariales, Chaetomiaceae. Gene Ontology annotation, cellular component: mitochondrial inner membrane. The record is from RefSeq and is a predicted model, not a curated record. Bases 1 to 1281 code for a protein of 426 amino acids. Gene Ontology annotation, molecular function: metalloendopeptidase activity.
AUGCUGGGCGCCCCGCGCGUGCGAGCCCUCGUCGCGCAGGGGUCGGCUGUGCUGCGACGACCACUACCCGCAUCAUCUCCCUCGUACCAAAUCCGAAGCGUACGGCAUGGGAUAUCGCGAGGGAUAGCAGUCGAUAGCAAACCUUCGGUACGAUUACGAUUGCGGGCCGCUCCGCCGUCACUCACGAAACCGAUCGCGACGGUAAAAUCGGGGCCGUUCCUUCGCAGUGCCUUGCCUCGUAACGGGCUAUCACGUCAUGUGCUGGAACAGCGCAGAUUCAACAACUACUACCCCGGCCGCGGUCCCGAGAAGCCGCGGAUGGGUGAACCCCAACAGCGCUCGGAUGAUUGGUUGAAUCCCAAGCCGUUAAUCGAAUGGCGCGGCAUCCGCACCUUCCACAACAAGACCUUCUACCUCUUCGUAGCCGUAACCCUCGGCAGCGGGGCGAUCUACUACUUCGCGCAUCUCGAAACGGUGCCCGUGUCCGGGCGCACACGGUUCAACGCCUAUGGCCCCGAGCGGUUGCGCGAGGCGGGCGAGAUGGAGUUCAAGCGGGUGAUGUGGGAGCUGGAGAAGAAAGGCGUGCAGAUACUGCCGGACUGGGACCUGCGGACGGUGCGGGUGCGUCGGGUUAUGGCACGGUUGAUUCCGUUUAGUGGGAUGCAGGAUGAGGAUUGGGAAGUCUUCGUGGUCAACGACCCACGCAUGGCCAACGCGUUCGUCAUCCCGGGCGGCAAAGUUUUCGUCUUCAGCGGCAUCCUAAACCUCGCAAGGAACGACAGCGGCCUAGCGACCGUACUCAGCCACGAGAUUGCGCACAACCUAGCCGGCCACCACGGUGAGCGACUGAGCCAGGACUUUGGCACCAACAUUGUCACGUACGCGCUCAUCGUGCUCGGCGGGGCUUUCGGUCUGUCCCCGCUACUGAUCCAGCUGUUUGGCUCGAAGGUGUUGGAUCUCUCGUUUGGCUUGCCGAUGAGCCGGCUGCAGGAGAGUGAGGCGGAUUAUAUUGGGUUGAUGAUGAUGGCUGAGGCGUGUUAUGAUCCGCAUGAGGCGGCUGGGUUUUGGCAGAUGAUGGAGCGCGCGGAACGGGCGAAGGGGGGCGGGGAGGUGCCGGAGUGGAUGAGUACUCACCCUGCGAACGCGAACAGGAUCCAAAAGAUGCAGGAGUGGCUACCGCAGGCCCUGGAAAAGCGGUCGCAAAGUGACUGCAGCUCGACGACGGCGUUUGCGGACUUGUUCCGGCAUGCGCUGCGGACCGGGCAGAUCUUGGUGUUUUGA